Messenger RNA from Lampris incognitus (smalleye Pacific opah), 825 nucleotides. RefSeq lists its product as uncharacterized. The record is from RefSeq and is a predicted model, not a curated record. Gene Ontology annotation, cellular component: nucleus. The coding region runs from base 1 to 825 and encodes 274 amino acids. Lineage: Eukaryota; Metazoa; Chordata; Actinopteri; Lampriformes; Lampridae. Gene Ontology annotation, biological process: epidermal cell differentiation; regulation of transcription by RNA polymerase II. Gene Ontology annotation, molecular function: DNA-binding transcription factor activity, RNA polymerase II-specific; RNA polymerase II cis-regulatory region sequence-specific DNA binding. The transcript has 4 exons.
AUGCCAAGGUCUUUCCUUAUCAAAAAGAAACAGGCAGCAUGUGGCGGGUGGCGAUGGAGAGAGCCAGAGGAGUCGCAGUGGAAAGACCAUCACACAGUUGUGCGUGAUAAGGAACAGACUCUCGCCUUUCAUGACAACCUGAAGCCUGCCAUUCUCCCUCAGCCUGUAACCACCACAGGACCAGAGACAUCAGUGGCUGUAGGAAUUACAGCACCACAGACAGGACCAGGGGUAUUCGGGGCAGAAUCAGGCGAAGGCUGGUCCUCUCUGCUGCACCAAGGCCACUUCUACCACCCUAACCCACUGGCAAUGGCUUAUCGAGCUAAGCCCCGUCCCCGUACGGCACCUGGCUCAGGGGCCUUCAUGUGUUCAGUGUGCCACAAGGUAUUCCCCUUGCAACGCAUGUUGACACGCCACCUCAAGUGCCACAGCCUAGUGAAGAGACACCCUUGCAGGUUCUGCGGCAAAGGAUUCAACGAUACAUUCGACCUCAAGAGACACAUGCGCACACAUACAGGUAUCCGACCCUACAAGUGUGAGUUAUGUGAGAAGGCCUUCACGCAGCGCUGCUCCUUGGAGUCCCACAUGAGGAAGAUACAUGGCGUCCACCAGCAGUUUGCCUACCGCCAGCGGCGCUCCAAGAUCUUUGUCUGCGAGGAUUGUGGCUACACCUCUAACCGCCCCGACGAGUACUUUCUCCAUGUGCGGCAGUGCCAUCCGGGCAGCCCCGCCCUGCGGCGUUACUACCGGCGCCAGGCGCACGAGCACACUGAACGUAAACUGAGCCCCUAUAUGGUGUACGCGACCCCUGGGUACUUCAUGUGA